AAAAUGCGCAGUUGGUGUGUCACUAAAACACAGUCACAAUUCAAUCUUGUAAAAGUCAACACCGUUUUCAUUUUUGUUCCCAUGUUUAUUUGAUCGUAAACACACAACAGUUAUUCAUCAUUCAUAGAAACCAAAUUACUAAGAUGAAAUCAGAGACAGUGACACUGGUGCUGGUGAAUCUAGCUGGUAUUAUGGAAAGAGCUGAUGAAUCAUUGUUACCAGGUGUAUACAAAGAAGUCGGUGCUGCUCUUAACGCUGACCCCACCGCCUUAGGUUCUCUUACUCUUUUCCGAUCCCUUGUUCAAUCUUUGUGUUACCCUCUUGCUGCUUACCUUGCCACGCGUCACAACCGUGCACAUGUUAUUGCUCUUGGUGCUUUUCUUUGGGCUGCUGCUACAUUUCUUGUUGCCAUUUCAUCUACUUUCUUACAGGUAGCAAUUUCAAGAGGUUUAAAUGGGAUUGGACUUGCCAUUGUUACUCCAGCAAUUCAGUCCCUGAUUGCGGACUCCACUGUUGAUAGCAACCGUGGCGUGGCUUUUGGGUGGCUGCAACUAACAGGAAACCUUGGAAGCAUUGUUGGUGGUCUCUUUGCUAUACUUAUAGCCUCAAAAUCAAUUGCAGGGAUACCUGGUUGGAGAAUAGCUUUCCAUCUUGUUGCAUUGAUUAGUGUUAUAGUCGGUAUAUUAGUACGCAUAUUUGCUAAUGAUCCACGGUUUUCAAAGAAUGACGGGAGAGCUACAUAUCAAUCUCCAAACAAAUCCUUUUACUCUGAAAUGAAAGAUCUAAUGAAAGAAGCAAAGUCAGUUAUAAAAAUUCCAUCAUUUCAAAUACUUGUGGCUCAGGGAGUCUCUGGAUCAUUUCCCUGGUCUGCAUUGUCCUUUGCCACUCUUUGGUUAGAACUAAUAGGCUUCUCGCACACAACAACAGCAUUGCUUUGGUCUCUAUUUAUAGUGGCUGUUUCAUUUGGGGGUCUGUUUGGAGGAUGGAUGGGGGAUAAUUUAUCUCAAAGGUUUCCAAAUUCAGGAAGAAUAAUGUUGUCACAAAUAAGCUCGGGUUCAGCUGUUCCUCUAGCAGCAAUUCUGUUGUUGGGAUUGCCUGAUGAUCCAUCUACAGCUGUCAUGCACGGUCUGGUUCUGUUCAUCAUGGGAUUGUGCAUAUCCUGGAAUGGCGCAGCAACUAACAAUCCAAUAUUUGCAGAAAUUGUCCCUGAGAAGUCCCGGACGGCUAUAUAUGCUUUGGAUCGAUCUUUCGAGUCUAUAUUGUCAUCCUUUGCUCCACCUGUUGUUGGACUUUUGGCUCAGCAUGUUUAUGGUUAUAAACCAAUUCCAAAAGGAUCCUCGGACUCAGUCGAGAUUGAAACAGAUAGGGAAAAUGCAGCAUCACUUGCUAAGGCACUUUAUACUGCAAUUGGUAUUCCUAUUGCAAUUUGCUGCGUCAUUUACUCCUUCCUUUAUUGCACGUACCCAAGGGACAGAGAGAGAGCACGAAUGGUUGCCAUAGCGGAAUCAGAAAUGCAGCAAUUAGAAGUGGAAGAUGGCACAAGAGAAGAAUAUUGUGAAACUCAUGUUUUAGAAUCCAAUGAACUGAAUAGUAAAGAUAGUAACAAGAUUGAUGAUAUAGAUUAUCCAAGGGAAGAGAACGUAGACUUAGAUGACAAUGACGAGAGAGUUUUGUUGUCGCGGUAGUUAAUGCUUGCAGUUGCAGUGCUUAUUUGAAAAAUCAUGUUACUUGAUGAGUUGCAUGGGAAAACUUGUAUAGGUUUUUUUGUUACUGAUCGUUGUUGAGUUGUAAUUUUUUGACAAAACCCUUAUUGAGUUAUUGUACAUAAAAAAAGAAGUGUGUUACUUGAAGUGUCAAGAAAAGGAAGUUCUUCUACAAAUUGAGACAAA
Messenger RNA from Trifolium pratense (red clover), 1889 nucleotides. RefSeq lists its product as uncharacterized. Bases 144 to 1685 code for a protein of 513 amino acids. Gene Ontology annotation, biological process: transmembrane transport. The transcript is spliced from 3 exons. Gene Ontology annotation, cellular component: membrane. Lineage: Eukaryota; Viridiplantae; Streptophyta; Magnoliopsida; Fabales; Fabaceae. The record is from RefSeq and is a predicted model, not a curated record. Gene Ontology annotation, molecular function: transmembrane transporter activity.